UUCCUUCUGCGCUCCGCAGCUGCGCUGGGACGUCGCGGGCGGAAAAUUUUUCCUUGUUUCUUUUUCGCUGCAACAUUUUUUCCUCUUUUUUGGCUUCCGAGCUCCUGUCUCCCCACUUCCCCCUUUUCCGUCCCUCUCCUCCUUUGCAAACCCUCUUUUUUCUUUUUUCUUUUGGAAAGUAGGAAACUGGGGCAUUUGCUACUUCCCCACCCUUGCCGUGAGCCCAGGAAGAGUUUUAUAGCUGGAAAGUUUUCUUUCUCUUCUGCUGGUUGAGGGGAGGAAGAGACCCCCGUCCAGGAAACACGUCCCGGUGCCACUCUGGCGGGGCAGUUGCCCCCUCCCCUUCUCCUCCUCCCCCGCCCCCACUUGCCUCUGCCAGGGGAGGGGGGGCCUCGUUGAUUGAUUCUGCGCCCCAUCAUCCCCGAGCCCCGAGCGUUUGGGCUACGGGACAAGGAGUCGCCGCGCAGCUGACCGAGCGAAAGGAGAAGCUGAGCUUGGUGUUUUUUUCCCUUGCAAAGGAAGAAAGGACAGAUUAUUACUGAAGGCCUUAACAGGGCAAGUGUACCAAGUCAAGAGCAGGACACAGACCUAAUGACGAUACAACCAUGGAUGAGGAAGAAGUUCUUAAUUCUAUUAUGAAGGAUCUUGCUGCCCUUGGCAAAUGCGGUGGAUUUUUAGACAGCAACAGGAAUAAGAAUCAUUCGAACAAACAGUUGCGGAAUGCUAGGAUCAAGUUUGAGCAUGAUGGAGAAAAAAGGAUUAUCCAGUUCCAGAGGCCGGUUAAGUUCAAAGAUGUUUUGCAGAAAGUCAUGGAUGCUUUUGGGCAGCUGAUGGAUUUGCAUUAUGCGGAGAACGAGCUCCUGAUUCCCCUGAAAUCACAGGAAGAUUUGGAUCGAGCCGUGGAACAUUUGGACCUCAGCCCUUCUCUGAAAAGCUUGAGGGUGUUUGUGAAAACUCCAAAGGAAACAAAUCUCCUGCAACCCAACAACACCAAGCAGCAUGAAAUGAGGAUAUCUAAAUCCAUGGGAGAUAUACUAGGAUCUCUGUAUAAAGACACCGAGAGGACACGAAAGCAUUCAACAGGAUCUCUGCAUACCGGCAGGAGUUCUCCGCCUCCUGGGAGCGUUCCUGAAGAGCAGCAGCAGAUUGCCCGUCAGGGAUCGUACACCAGCAUCAACAGCGAAGGAGAAUUCAUCCCCGAAACCAUGGAGCAAACUUUGAUGGACCCAUUUAUCAGCCCAAAUAGCUCGCUUUCUAACAGUUGUCAGUCCCUGGAUCGAUCCGUAGACAGCCCUUCUUUCAGCAAAACUCAAGUUUCAAGAAGAAAAAGAGAAACCAAAGACAGCUUCGAGUGCCUGGAUUUCAACGUCCCGUUUUGCGACCGAGGAAAAGGCGGCACCUUUCCAAGGCAGUAUCAUCUCUCUCAGAGUCGCAAGGAUUACAAUGAUGGCCGCAGAACGUUCCCUAGGAGUUACGCUCCUCCGGAGAACAUGUUCCAGCUUCUGCCUUCCAGCCGAACCAAGAGUUUCAACGGAGAUAGCAAGUUGAUCACCAUGCGGUACGAGGAACGGGGGAACAACAAGUGGUGGCACAAUUGUGACAAGAUCUUUGAAGGCUUUAGUUCUCCUUCUCCCAAGGCGAGGAACACACUGCAGGCCCCGGUGAAUUGGAGGCUUGGGAAGUUGUUGGGCCGAGGAGCUUUUGGCGAAGUCUACCUUUGCUAUGAUGUUGAUAUUGGACGAGAGCUGUCUGUGAAGCAGGUGCCCUUUGACCCCGACAGCAAAGAGACCAGCAAAGAAGUGAAUGCCUUAGAAUGUGAGAUCCAGCUGCUUAAAACCCUCCGUCAUGAGAGGAUAGUUCAAUAUUACGGCUGUCUCCGCGAUCCAGAAGAGAGGAAAUUGUCCAUCUUCGUGGAAUAUAUGCCUGGGGGUUCAAUCAAAGACCAGCUAAAAGCCUAUGGUGCCUUGACAGAAAAUGUGACUCGUAAAUAUACAAGGCAGAUCCUACAAGGAGUUUCCUACCUCCAUAGCAACAUGAUUGUACACAGGGACAUUAAAGGUGCCAACAUAUUGAGAGAUUCUGUCGGGAACGUGAAACUAGGAGACUUCGGGGCCAGCAAACGCAUUCAGACAAUCUGUAUGUCUGGAACGGGCAUAAAAUCUGUCACGGGAACUCCCUACUGGAUGAGCCCAGAGGUGAUCAGCGGAGAAGGCUACGGAAGGAAGGCUGACGUGUGGAGCUUGGGCUGUACCGUGGUAGAAAUGCUGACUGAGAAACCGCCGUGGGCCGAAUAUGAAGCCAUGGCUGCCAUCUUCAAGAUUGCCACCCAACCAACCAAGCCUCAGCUUCCUGAUGGGGUUUCGGAGUACUGCCGCAGCUUCCUCAAGCUGAUCUUCGUCGAAGAAAAGCGUAGGCCCACCGCGGAAGACCUUUUGAGGCAUGCGUUUGUGACCUUCAGCCUCUAGCAGGCAUUCCUGUUGGAAAAAGAAGGAAGAAACCAAAGACUUCACGCCUGAAGAAAAGGCGUGAAUGACAACGGAGACCUGUGUGAGUCUCCAUUCAACCUCACUUGGGUUGCUUCUCCCUCAUCUGUGUAGUUUUCUUAUCAGGCCUCCUUGGCUGGGUCUUGUGGUGCCUUUAGGCUGAACCUCCAUCUGUCUUGAGUCUUCUGGAUCAGGGGUCUCCAACCUUGGCAACUUUAAGACUUGUGGACUUCAACUUCCAGAAUUACUCAGCCAGGAAAGCUGGCUGAGGAAUUCUGGAAGUUGAAGUCCACAAGUCUUAAAGUUGCCAAGGUUGGAGACCUCAGUUCUAGAUGAUCAGUGAAAAAGAGGUUUUGGCAAACGGUGCCAUUAAUAGAGCUGUGUGUGCCUUGUGAAUAUUGGCAGAUUCUCUGCUUAGGUAUCUUUCUGAGGAGAAUUGAAUGGGUUGGAUCAGCCCCUGAGGAACAAGAUGAAGGAAUUUGGUAGAUUCUUGACUAGAAGAACACUUGAGUAAAAUUGCUUUUCAGAACCAGCUUAGUUAUUGUCUGCCAAUAGGUAGCUUUGAAAGGGGAUCUUAGAGGAACCCCAUCUCCAGGAUCUUUUGAAAAAGGAAAAGCCAUGAUUCAUUCCUGUGCUUACAAAAUAAUCACCUUGAAUAAUUAAAAAAAAAAAAAACCCGCUAGAGAAAUUUAGGAGCAUAGAGGGCUUCUCCAAACCUUUGACCCUAAAAAAGGAAGGAAAAAACUUAUAUAUCCCAAUCACAUAUUUUGUUAAAACCGCAGAGGGCAGUUGUCUGCUGUUGCUAAAUUUCAUGGGUAAUGUUUAGUUUUUUUCUAAAAAUCACGAAGUUGUUAAAAGAGGGCAGACUCGUUCCUUGCUUCACCCACCAUCGUUGCAAAAGGAUAAAUUUAGUAUACCUCAGGCUUGAGGUCUGAGGGUAUCACACAAAAUUCUUCCACCAAAUAGCAUUCAGCAACUAUUUAACUGUAAGGUAUCGAUCGGCAUUAACUUUGUUAAUGGGCUGGGUGAAGAAAUGGAUUGAUUCUGUUACUGAAUGAAACGUUGCUCUUUCCCGCAAACUAAUUUGUGAUCAACUUAUUUAUUUAUUUAUUUUUAAAUAAAGUAGACACUUAUUAAAAACAACAACAACAACAACAA
This is a messenger RNA of Ahaetulla prasina, 3641 nucleotides long. Its product is annotated as mitogen-activated protein kinase kinase kinase 3-like. The record is from RefSeq and is a predicted model, not a curated record. The transcript has 17 exons. Bases 606 to 2465 code for a protein of 619 amino acids. Lineage: Eukaryota; Metazoa; Chordata; Lepidosauria; Squamata; Colubridae. Gene Ontology annotation, biological process: protein phosphorylation. Gene Ontology annotation, molecular function: protein kinase activity; protein binding; ATP binding.